Messenger RNA from Lasiodiplodia theobromae, 1656 nucleotides. RefSeq lists its product as uncharacterized. Bases 1 to 1656 code for a protein of 551 amino acids. The transcript has a single exon. The record is from RefSeq and is a predicted model, not a curated record. Lineage: Eukaryota; Fungi; Ascomycota; Dothideomycetes; Botryosphaeriales; Botryosphaeriaceae.
AUGAACAACCCGCUCACCACCCGCGCUUCCGACCACCGACCUACCGGGCUUGAUACACUGAAUGAUGAUGUCGUCCUCACUAUAGCCCGCAUGGCCUCUUCGUUUCGCGACGUCCUAAGCCUUCGCCUCACCUGCAAAGCGCUGUCCAACAACCUCAUCGAAUGGUUUCGGGCUGAACUGCCGAUGUUUCAUAAUCGCCGCCCUGAUAGGCUCAUAUUGUACCUGUCUUCACCAAGCGAUGUCGAGAAAUUCAGCGGCUUAACUCAGAGCGAGCUUAUCGCUCACCAGAUCACUCAUCUCCGAAUCAACGUCACCGAAUUCAACUCAAAAGUCCUUCACGAGAUCGAAUACGACCUUAAGAUCCAUAAACGCUACGGAAAGUUGUUCCUUGAGGAUAUAGGAAGCAAUCCAUCCGAGGAUUGGGAUCUUAGCGACCCCCGUCCAUUCCGCGCGAAUUGGCGCGAAGCCAUCUACCACAAGUAUCAACAGGCUUACAUCGAACAGGAGUGGAUGAAGGCAAGCAGCAAGUACAAGAAGCAUUUUCCUGAAGGAUUCAGAAAGCUCCCUAAUCUCAAGAAAAUUGUCAUUGGGGACUGGGCUGUUGAUAAGAAACAUGACACAAAUGACUAUUCCAUUGUGAGAGGACAGUAUACGUCACCACACGACACAACUUUUGGCUGUAAGGCAAGAACAGCUGCCCUUUCAACCCUGUUGGCGAACCUUGCCUUAAACCCCCAGGACCUAGAAACGCUCAUUAUCCAGCGGAAAGGCCCGGAUUCUUGGCGCUUUAACAACGAAGAAGCUGGAACCUGGGCUUUCGAUAUUCCAGCCUCAGUUUUCAGUGCCUUAACUACUUCUAUGGGCCAUCUGAAGAAGCUACACUUGACUCUCAGUGACGGCACAUUCACCCAAGAAGAUGGUCGUCGUAGCUACAGCGUGGCGCCGGAUGGAACCACAACGGAAUCUGGACUACGAGCACUGACACGCUUUGUCUCGAUGUCGCCGGUCCUCGAGAGCUUCAGUCUUGCCGCAGCUAUAGAUACUCUCUUCCCAGCAACCUUUAUCCGGGGCAUCCUACGAAUACUACCUCCGACACUGUGCAGAAUCCACCUGUUCAACAUCAUCACCUCGGUCACGGAUUUGAACAAGUUCUUCUGGGAGCGCCGUGCAAUGCUGCGGUGCGUCGGCCUCACCCGAGUCUACUUGGUGGGCGAGAACUGGACGCCCGUCUUCAAGCUCAUGAAAGACCACCUUCCAUCACUUGAGAUUCUUCACUUGGAGCAGCUAUGGGAGCUGUUUGCUGAGUUCUCUGUGUGGCUUUACUUCCCGCGUGUCCAUGGCUUCGGACGCAGGUACGAUGGUCGGUUCGUAGAUGGCCGGUGGUACCCUGAACAGGGCUACGAUUCUCUGGAUUGCAGGAAGCCCGGUGUCGAUGAGGUUGAUGAUUUCCAGCCAUUCACGCCGUACAGCAUUCAGAAAGGCUUGGCGAGGGCGAUUUGGAAGGUGUGGAGGGAUAACAGGUGGACCACGGGCGAGCUGGCUGAGUAUGGCAUGCUACCGAAGCGGGUCGUCGACCACAUCCGCGAGACAUUUGGAGAGAUACUGGAGCCAGGAUUUGACGACACAGAUUUCUCCGAGUUGUUUGUGGAAUGGUGA